AUGGCUGCUGCCGGGCGACGGGCCCUAACCGCCACCGCAGCCCUUGUGCCCUCAAUCACAGAGUCAUCCACCGCCCUGUCUGUAACAUGCAUCCCCGUACAUUCCUUGUCCGUACGUUCGACCUACAUUUUCACGUACGGCACCACUAGGUUGAGAUUCUGCGCGGUUAUGAUCCUGGAGUACCUCUCGGGCGGUCAGAUGCUGGACCACCUGCACCGAGUGGAGCACUACUCGGAGGCGCAGGCGGCCCGGCUGUUCGCGCAGGUUGCCGGUGCUGUGGGCUACAUGCACAACCUGAACAUGGUGCACCGCGACAUCAAGCCCGAGAACGUCAUGUUCGCUCGGCCCGUGGAGGAGUGCGUAGCGCAGGGCCGACCCCUGAGAGUGAAGCUCAUUGACCUCGGCAUGGCGACGGUGCUGCUGCCGCCGGAAAUAGCCAGGACCAAGAUCAAGGCGGAGGUGCAGCAGCAGCAGCAGCAGCAGCAGCUCCUCCGGAAGCGGCGGGGGGAGCAGUACGGCGGGACAUCGUCGUCGUCAGGGAAUCAGCAGCCGCCGCCGCCGUCAUCGCGACGGACUCCCCCCCGCGGGUGUAUGGGGUCUCCUGGCUUCAUCGCACCGGAGGUUGUGCGCGGGGGCUGGCACACGGCUCCGGGCCCGGAAGGCCACUCAGUCUAUUCCCUGGGUGUGCUGCUGUUCGCAAUGCUCACGGGCCGUAAGCCCUGGUCACUGAAGGACUCCAGGAACCUGUCGUACGGGGAGCGACCCAUCAACGAGGCGCCAGGAAUGAAAGACCCCAUCUUUCUGUCGCUGUCCUCCGCCGCCCGGGAGCUGCUGCUGGCCAUGUUGGCGGACGACCCGCGGGACCGUCCCUCGUGUGGGGAGGUGCUCAGACACCCCUUCAUGACGCAGUCCAUGGCGACAGGGGGUCCCGCGCUGCUGAGUCAGCCUCUGGAUGCGGCCAUAAAGCGCCGCUUCGCCCAGCUGGCAUCCUUGCGCCGCUUCCGUGGCUUGGCCUUCGCCAUGAUGGCUAGCCGGGCGGAGGGUCAGAACCUCUCCGACUUCACCAAGCAACUCACGGACAGGCGAAAAGCGCUGCACAGGGACCUCGUCGUCCGGGCCAAGACCCGCAACUCCGUGAGCUUGCAAGUCGAGAGAGACCAGCAGCAGCAGCAACAGCAGCAGCAAGGGAUGGGACUGCAGGACCGCAACAGUGGUGGUGCCUCAGCCGGCAGGCAGCUGCUGCGUGGCUCGCUGCUGCUGAUGCCGCGUGCGCAGAAGCACAGGCUCUCCGCCACCGCCACUGCCACUGCCACCGCCGGCCCACCCGUUGACAACAGCCCCGCCUCACAACCCGGCUGCCGCCUCAGCAUCGACUCGGCCUGCUCGCAGCAGCCGCUGCUGCUGCGGCAGCGCGAACAACAUCAGCAGUGGCUGCUACAGCAGAAGACGACGACACCGAUGGCGACGGCGCGGACGUCUCUGGACCGACGAAGGAGCCUGACCUUGUCCGCGGACUGCGACGGCGACGGCGACGACGGCUCAGAGCGGGGAAACCUCGACCCGCAGCGACCCAACACUCACCCGCAGCUUGACGGAUCCACACACCGCAGCUUGGAAUCGUUUGGGGGCUCCUCAGCUUCCUCCCGACAGCCCCUGGUGGGGCCCGGUGAGGGCGGAGGUGGAGGUGGAGGUGGAGGUGGAGGUGGAGGUGGAGGUGGAGGUGGAGGUGGAGGUGGAGGUGGAGGUGGAGGUGGAGGUGGAGGUGGAGGUGGAGGUGGAGGUCACAGGCAGCUGCCAAGCCAUCACGCCAGUCAUCCGGUGCUAAAUUGGCUUGCGGCAAGCGGCGGCGGGACCGGCGGCGCCGCCAGCAGCCAGGCAGGGGGUGCUUCCACGGCGGGGGGUGCCGCCGGCGCCGGCGGGAGCCGUAGGGCGCCGAGCGCCUCGCAACCGCCGUACUAUCACCUCCUGCAACGGCACGGGCUAGAGACGGUAGCGGAACCGGAGGAGGGGGUCGUCGACGCCGCCGGGCUGCCGCCGCCGGCGGUAGCAGCAGCAGCAGCGCCGCCGCCGCCGCUGCCGCUGUUGGAGCCUGUAACCGGUGCAGGCUACCGCACCGGCCGCGGCUGGUCCAGCUCCGGCCGGGCGCUGGCAGGCGCGCCGCAACCACCUCAGCAGCCACCGCAGCUGCAACCACCGGCACAGCAGCGGCAUCUGGCUUCCCGACCGCGGCGGCGGUCCGUACGGGAUAGGGGGCUGGAACUGGCGGCAGUGGACCCACUGGCGCUCAUUCGGGAGCUGCCAGGUGUCGCCGGAGGGCAGUUAUGCAGGGCGCACAGCGCGCCGGAGAAUUUGGCCGUAUCGCUACUGCCCCUGCUAGGCAGUGACGGCGGCGGCGGCGGCCGUGGCAGGUGGGACGGCGGCGGAGCCGCUGCCGCCGAUGUCGCCGCCGCCGCGGCAGCCCGGACGGGGGCUGCUUUGGGCACCUGCGGCGGCGGCGGCAUCGGCGGCAUCGGCGGCCGCUGCAGCGAUGUUAGUGACUUGUGGUUGGACCGAAUAGCGCUGGGUGCGGAUAUGCGUGCUCUAUCGGCUAGCAGCUGGACUUUAGACCUCCUGGAGAAUGCUGAGCUGUUGGCGGCACUGACCGGCGUGCCGUUAGGCCGCCAGGCCUCCUCAUCCAAUUUGGAGCCUACCGUCGUACGCGGCGGUACGGCACGGUGGCAGAGCGGCGCGCUGGCGGCAGUGCUCAGCGCCGCCACACGGGCUUCCAGUGACGCCGCCGCCAUGCUGCAGCAGCUACGCACCGACGUGCCGCAUGGCGGCGGCGGUGGUGGCGGUGGUGACGGCGGUGACGGCGGCGGCGGCUUUACGUCCUCCCAAUCGCGCGAUGUGUCCGUACAUCAACUGGCGCAGGCCGUACUGGCGGUGGCGCGUGCGGGAAACUCGACUCAUGGCGGCAGCGCCGCUGCCGCUGCCAUCGCUGCCGUUACAUCGCUCACCGGGCGUCAGAGCAGGGACGGCUUGUUGUCGAGGACCGCAUUUGCAACGGCGGGAGCGGCGGCGGCGGCGGCGGCGCUAACGGGCCCCGAAGCGGACACAACAAUUCAGCCCUACGCCGGCGUCGCCAGCCCCGCUGCCGCUGUGGAAUUCAGCCCUUCGGGCCUUGCGUCAAGAAGCCCGGCCGACGUUAAUAUCGUCCCCUCGCGGCCCUUAGAGAUCGGGUGUGGUCUCCAACCCCGAGCGCUGUUUGACAGCUGUCCCACCCCGUUGCUCGUACGUCCAUCCCUGGAUGGAUCCGCCGUACAGUCGAUGCCACCGCAGCCGCCGCUGCGGCUGCUGGAGGCAGCCGCGAUCACAUCGCGCAUAAGCGAAGCCACUGCCGUCGAGGGGUGCUGCGCAGACGUCGGAGAGCCGUUGCCGCUGCUGCGCACGAUCGUACGGCACGAUAUGGGCUCUGGGCCGUCGUGCGAUGUGCCAUACACCUCCCUGCAUCUCACCGCGUCGUCGCGCCAUCUGGGAGUUUCGCUGGCGGCGGCGGGAUCUCCUGCGGCCGCCGCCGCUGACGCGGCUGUGACGGCGGCUGCGGCUGCGGUAGCGAUGCCUGCGGUGACGGGGACAACCUCACUCUUCAAUUUGCCAGGGUUACUUGCGAUGGCGGAGCCGCCUGUACGGCUAUCGUCCCUGGCGCUAGUUGACGCGGACGAGCGCAUCGCAUUCGAACAGGCAUCCCUGGAGGGAACACUACACGGCGGAAACCUCUGGCUUCUGUGGGCCUCCGGAGCCGCCGCCGCCGCCGGCCCCGGCGGCGCUGGCUGUUCCGCCGAUGGCAGUACCCGCCACGUCGCCGCCGCCGCCGUCGCCGCCGCCUGUCGCGAACUGAGCAGCCAGAGCCGCCUUCCUCAAUCAGUCCCCCCAAUCGCCCCCCUCCUGCCCGGCAGCGAAGGCGAGCGAGCUCCUGCCGCUACCGCUCCUGCUACCGCGUCCACCUCCACCUCCGUCACCGGCCCCGCCCGGUGGUCCUCCAGCUCGGAAAUCGGUGUGGAGCUGGGGACGGGCGCGGACCUUCUGGGAUUGCAGCUGCUGCACGAGCGGCGUGUGGCGGGCCGGGCUGUGGGCGGUGUGGGCAGUCCGGCGGGGGGGCCCCCGGACUGCAUGCGGUCUCCGCGCUUCACCCUGGCGCGUAUCACGGAGAGCUCCGACAUAGGGGGUUCGCCCGGGGCUAAGGGCGGCAGUGGCAGCGGCGGCGGCGCCGCCAUCACAGUUGCUACCGUUGCCGCUGACGCGGCGCCGGGCAUGCUAAACGCGCCGCUGGCACCGCUUCCGCCUCCUCCUGAGCCGCCGCCGAGGGGUUUUGAGGCAGCUCCGCAGCGCCUAACGACCCGUGGCUCUAGCGGAGGCGGAGGCGGGGACGACGGCGGAAGCCGCCGCUGCACUGUUCCUGCUGCUGGCAAGCCGUCUGCCGAGGCGAUCUCUCCGGGCGGCGGCGGCGGCGGCGUGGCGGCGGCGCGCUGGCGUUCCCCGUUCGAGGUCUUGGCGGCCUGGGGGCCCUCCGCCACGGACCCGGGGCUAGAGCUAGAGCUAGAGCUAGAGCUAGAGCUAGAGCUAGUGCUAGAGCUAGAGCUAGAGCUAGAGCUAGAGCUAGAGCUAGAGCUAGAGCUAGAGCUAGAGCUAGAGCUAGAGCUAGAGCUAGAGCUAGAGCUAGAGCUAGAGCUAGAGCUAGAGCUAGAGCUAGAGCUAGAGCUAGAGCUAGAGCUAGAGCUAGAGCUAGAGCUAGAGCUAGAGCUAGAGCUAGAGCUAGAGCUAGAGCUAGAGCUAGAGCUAGAGCUAGAGCUAGAGCUAGAGCUAGAGCUAGAGCUAGAGCUAGAGCUAGAGCUAGAGCUAGAGCUAGAGCUAGAGCUAGAGCUAGAGCUAGAGCUAGAGCUAGAGCUAGAGCUAGAGCUAGAGCUAGAGCUAGAGCUAGAGCUAGAGCUAGAGCUAGAGCUAGAGCUAGAGCUAGAGCUAGAGCUAGAGCUAGAGCUAGAGCUAGAGCUAGAGCUAGAGCUAGAGCUAGAGCUAGAGCUAGAGCUAGAGCUAGAGCUAGAGCUAGAGCUAGAGCUAGAGCUAGAGCUAGAGCUAGAGCUAGAGCUAGAGCUAGAGCUAGAGCUAGUGCUAGUGCUAGAGCUAGAGCUAGAGCUAGAGCUAGAGCUAGAGCUAGCUUUCCCCAGUCUGGUAGACUGCCGGUCUACUCAGGUGUCCCUCUGCGUCUCCUAG
This is a messenger RNA of Volvox carteri f. nagariensis, 5247 nucleotides long. RefSeq lists its product as uncharacterized. The record is from RefSeq and is a predicted model, not a curated record. Bases 1 to 5247 code for a protein of 1748 amino acids. Gene Ontology annotation, molecular function: protein kinase activity; ATP binding. Gene Ontology annotation, cellular component: spindle microtubule; spindle midzone; spindle pole centrosome. Gene Ontology annotation, biological process: protein phosphorylation; regulation of cytokinesis; mitotic spindle organization. NCBI's taxonomy places the organism in Eukaryota, Viridiplantae, Chlorophyta, Chlorophyceae, Chlamydomonadales, Volvocaceae. The transcript has 14 exons.